UUAACAGGAGGAGACUUUACUCAUGGCCUAUGAGACAGAAGAUCAUGAGACUCAAUACUGCUUUCCUGCCAUUAACUCAUCAUGCAUCAAGACAAAACGCUCCACACAUGAAUACAAUAUCAUGUAUGUGUUUUUUUCAGUGCUGUCAGUAUGGACUGUGUUUAUGAAUCUGCUGGUGAUCAUCUCCAUCUCUCACUUCAAGAAGCUUCACACCCCAACCAACAUGUUCAUUCUCUCUCUGGCUGUGUCUGACCUGCUCAUAGGACUUAUUGUCAUGCCCUUGGAGGCGAUUAAGUUGAUUGAAAAAUGUUGGUACUUUGGAGACAUUUUCUGUAGACUGUUUUUAACAAUCCUGGGGAUACUUUUCACUGCAUCUCUGAGUAUUUUAGUUUUAAUAGCUGUUGACCGUUAUGUGGCUGUGUGUCACCCUCUGCUGUACCCACAGAAAAUAACAACAACGAAAACAUUAAUUAUUAUCUGUGUUUGCUGGUUUACCUCUUUAGCUUAUAUCUUUUCAAUUACUAUAAGUCUCUCACAUAGAAAAUACACAUGCUAUGGAGAAUGUACAUUUAUAAUUACUUUUCCCUGGAUAAUCACUGACCUGUUCCUGUGUUUCCUGUUUCCUUGUAUCAUUAUUAUAAGUUUAUAUUUGAGAAUCUUCUAUGUCGCAUAUCAACAAGUGAAAGUUAUAAACUCUCUGAUGAGGAGUGGAAAACAUCUAACAGAAGGUUCAGUGAGGAGGAAAUCUGAGAGCAAAGCCGCUCUGACAUUAGGAAUCAUUGUGACGGUUUAUCUGUUUUGCUGGAUUCCCUAUUAUAUUUUAUCUCUAACACCAAACACAAGCUUUACUUCUGCUACAGCCUAUGUUAUGUUAUGGAUGUUGUAUUUUAAUUCAGCUCUGAAUCCUCUCAUUUAUGCUAUAUUUUACCCCUGGUUUAGAACAUCAGUUAAACACAUCCUAAAUCUAUCGAAAAUAUUUAAACCAGCAUGA
Paramisgurnus dabryanus is the source of this 991-nucleotide messenger RNA. Its product is annotated as trace amine-associated receptor 13c-like. NCBI's taxonomy places the organism in Eukaryota, Metazoa, Chordata, Actinopteri, Cypriniformes, Cobitidae. The record is from RefSeq and is a predicted model, not a curated record. Gene Ontology annotation, biological process: G protein-coupled receptor signaling pathway. Gene Ontology annotation, molecular function: trace-amine receptor activity. Gene Ontology annotation, cellular component: membrane.